This is a messenger RNA of Xylaria bambusicola, 558 nucleotides long. RefSeq names its product ml domain-containing protein. The record is from RefSeq and is a predicted model, not a curated record. The transcript is spliced from 3 exons. Gene Ontology annotation, molecular function: sterol binding. Gene Ontology annotation, biological process: intracellular sterol transport. Bases 1 to 558 code for a protein of 185 amino acids. NCBI's taxonomy places the organism in Eukaryota, Fungi, Ascomycota, Sordariomycetes, Xylariales, Xylariaceae.
AUGAGACUCUUCUCCGCUGCUGCUUGCGUCGCUGCGCUGUCUGCCGGCAGCCUCGUCUCCGCCGGAUCUUGGUUCGGCGGCGCCGACGACAUCGUCGUGAACGAGGCCAACAAGGUCCCUGGCGAUUCACCCCUCGAGUUCUGCAAUGCCGAGCGCGCCCAGGAUACCGUGUCUAUCGAGAAGGUCGACCUCUUGCCGAACCCACCCGAGGCAGGUUCCGCCCUCGUCAUCCGUGCCGCGGGCACCGUCUUCGAACCCAUCCGAAAGGGCGCCUACGUCAAACUGGUCGUCAAGUACGGUCUGAUCCGCCUCAUCAGCACCACGGCCGACCUGUGCGAGCAGGUCGAGAAUGUAGACCUCAAGUGCCCCAUUGAGAAGGGCGUGCUCCAGAUCACUAAGUCUGUUGAUCUGCCUAAGGAGAUCCCGCCCGGAACUUACAACGUCUUUGCCGACGUCUACAACGACGAUGACACUCAUGUUACCUGCCUUCAGGCCACCGUGACCUUUGGCAUGGGCAAGCCGAAGUCCGGGGCCGUCGACUCUGGUAAUGAGUUAUAA